AUGCACAAAACCCUCAAAGCGAUUCCUUUCUCUUUUCACAGAUGUCCCAAAUUUCACUGUCUCGCCUCUUUUUCUUAUCUCACUCCCCUGCAUCAUCUUACCUCUGCGCCGUCUUUUUCAUCUUCCUCCUCGUCGUCACAAUGGUUCGGCUUUCUUCGCGAUGCAAUCUCGACGUCGGACUUGACGCUCGGAAAAUGUACGCACGCACGUAUACUAGCCUUCGAGGAAAACCCAGAACGAUUCCUGGUCAACAAUCUCAUUUCCAUGUACUCAAAGUGUGGAUCACUCUCUUAUGCUCGCCGAGUGUUCGAUAAAAUGCCUGAAAGAGAUCUUGUUUCCUGGAACUCUAUUUUAGCUGCCUAUGCGCAGUCUUCCGAAGGGGUUGUCGAGAACAUUGAAGAAGGUUUUUUUCUUUUCCGGAUUUUACGCCAGAGUGUUGUGUUUACUAGUCGAAUGACUUUGGCUCCACUUUUAAAACUCUGUUUGCAUUCUGGAUGUGUGUGGGCUUCAGAGGCAGUUCAUGGGUAUGCUUGCAAGAUCGGUUUGGAAAGUGAUGAAUUUGUUGCUGGAUUUCUUGUUAAUAUUUAUCUGAAGUUUGGCAAGGUUAAGGAAGGUAGAGUUUUGUUCGAGGAGAUGCCUUAUAGAGAUGUGGUGUUAUGGAACUUGAUGUUAAAGGCUUAUCUGGAUAUGGGUUUUAAAGAAGAAGCAGUCGACCUCUCUUCUGCAUUUCAUAGAAGUGGCUUGCAUCCCAAUGAAAUCACCUUGCGUUUACUCGCUAGGAUCUCUGGUGAUGAUUCUGAUGGAGGACAAGUGAACUCCUUUGCAAAUGGUAAUGAUGCUUCAGAGAUAAGAUCCAAGAACCAAAGAUUGACUAAAUGUCUUCAGGCAAGCCAGUAUUCAGCUCUUCUCCAAUGUUUCACGGAUAUGGUUGAGUCCAACUUGGAAUGUGAUCAAGUCACAUUUAUUUUAGUUUUAGUUACAGUUAAUAGAUUAGAUAGUUUGGUACUAGGGCAGCAAGUUCAUUGUAUGACAUUGAAGUUAGGAUUUGAUUUGAUGCUCACCGUUGCGAAUAGUCUAAUAAACAUGUACUGUAAACAGAGAAAAAUCGGUUUUGCUAGGACAGUAUUCCACAGUAUGAGUGAACGAGAUCUGGUUUCGUGGAAUUCUAUUAUAGACGGUCUUACUCAAAGUGGCCUAGAAAUGGAAGCAGUGUGUAUGUUUAUGGAGCUGUUGCGUCGCGGCCUGACACCAGACCAGUAUACUAUGACGAGUGUUUUAAAGGCAACUUCUUCUCUUCCUGAAAGCUUGUCGUUGAAUAAACAAGUUCAUGUACAUGCAAUUAAGUUCAAUAAUGUUGCUGACAGUUAUGUAUCUACUGCUCUGAUAGAUGCCUACUCUCGGAACAGCUGUAUGCAAGAGGCAGAGGUUUUGUUUGAGAGGAACAGUUUCGACCCCGUGGCUUGGAAUGCCAUGAUGUCUGGUUACGCCCAAAGUCAUGAUGGUCACAAGACUCUGAAGCUCUUUGCGUUGAUGCAUAAACAGGGGGAGAGAUCCGAUGAUUUCACUCUCGCAACAGUGCUUAAGACAUGUGGUUCCUUGUUUGCGAUAAAUCAGGGAAAGCAAGCCCAUGCUUAUGCAAUCAAAUCUGGAUAUGACUUAGAUCUAUGGGUCAGCAGUGGAAUCUUGGAUAUGUACGUAAAAUGUGGCGAUAUGAGGGCAGCACAUUUUGCUUUCAAUAGUAUUCCUGUGCCCGACGAUGUUGCUUGGACGUCUAUGAUAUCAGGAUGCAUAGAAAAUGGGGAAGAAGAGCGAGCUUUUCAUGUUUAUAGCCAGAUGAGGCUCAUGGGAGUGCUGCCUGAUGAAUUUACAAUAGCCACACUUGCGAAAGCAAGUUCUUGUUUGACGGCAUUAGAACAGGGGCGCCAAAUUCAUGCAAAUGCCCUCAAGUUGAAUUGCACGGGUGAUCCGUUCGUUGGAACUUCACUGGUGGACAUGUAUGCUAAGUGUGGAAGCAUAGACGAUGCAUAUUCUUUGUUUACAAGGAUUGAAAUGAGGAACAUCGCUGCCUGGAAUGCCAUGUUAGUAGGUCUAGCUCAACACGGGGAAGGGAAAGAAGCGCUCCAGCUUUUCAAACAGAUGAAAUCUCUGGGUAUAAAACCUGAUAAGGUCACAUUUAUCGGCGUUCUCUCUGCUUGCAGUCAUUCAGGCUUGGUGUCCGAGGCAUAUAAGCAAAUCCAAUUGAUGCAUCGGGACUAUGGCAUUAAACCUGAGAUAGAACACUACUCAUGUUUGGCUGAUGCGCUUGGCCGUGCUGGACUUGUUCGAGAGGCUGAAAAACUGAUCGAGUCAAUGUCCCUGGAAGCUUCAGCAUCGAUGUACAGAGCUCUGCUUGCAGCUUGCAGAGUUCAAGGGGACACAGAAACAGGGAAGAGAGUUGCAACUAAGCUUUUGGAGCUAGAGCCAUCGGAUUCAUCAGCUUACGUGCUUUUAUCCAACAUGUAUGCUGCUGCUUCCAAAUGGUGUGAGAUGAAACUUGCCCGGACAAUGAUGAAAGGGCAGAAGGUGAAAAAAGACCCGGGUUUCAGUUGGAUCGAGGUGAAAAACAAGAUCCAUCUAUUUGUUGUGGACGAUAGGUCAAACCCACAAACAGAAUUGAUAUACGAGAAAGUAAAAGAUGUGAUUAGAGACAUCAAACAAGAAGGGUAUGUUCCUGAGACAGAUUUCACACUUGUAGAUGUGGAGGAAGAGGAGAAAGAGCGCGCACUGUACUACCACAGCGAGAAGCUGGCGGUUGCUUUCGGGCUUAUGAACACUCCUCCAUCCACACCGAUCCGUGUGAUCAAGAACCUACGCGUCUGUGUAGAUUGCCACAAUGCGAUGAAAUAUAUAGCAAAAGUGUAUGGUAGAGAGAUUGUACUGAGAGAUGCAAAUAGGUUUCACCGGUUCAAGGAUGGUAAAUGCUCAUGUGGUGAUUUUUGGUAGUUGGAC
Molecule: messenger RNA, 2988 nt
Organism: Eutrema salsugineum
Lineage: Eukaryota; Viridiplantae; Streptophyta; Magnoliopsida; Brassicales; Brassicaceae
Product: pentatricopeptide repeat-containing protein At4g33170
Exons: 1
Coding region: 1-2982 (993 amino acids)
Biological process (GO): RNA modification
Molecular function (GO): RNA binding; zinc ion binding; protein binding
Source: RefSeq, a predicted model, not a curated record